AUGUCGACUCCCAGACUUUUGUUUCUACACGGCUUUUUGCAAAAUGCUAAAGUGUUUUCCGAGAAAUCAUCGGGUAUCAGAAAGCUGCUCAAGAAAGCAGGCGUGCAAUGCGAUUACAUAGACGGUCCCGCUGUGCUGGAGAGAAAGGAUUUGCCUUUUGAAUUGGAUGACGAGAAAUGGCAAACGGUGCUUGACACACAGGUGAACAGAGCGUGGUUUUACCACAGCAAUAUCUCGAAGGAGCUGGACUUGACAGAAGCGCUGAGAACCGUUUCGGAUUAUAUAAUGGAAAACGGGCCCUACGACGGUAUUGUUGGGUUUUCACAAGGUGCAGCCGUUGCCAGUAUUGUCACCAACACGAUCCAUAAGUUGGUUCCCGGCCAUCCCCAGUUCAAAGUCAGUUUACUGUUUUCAGGUUACUCGUUCACCGAGCCAGAUCCUUCUCACCCGGGUGAACUGCGCAUUGCUGACAAAUUUGUCUCUGAUUUUACCGUCCCAUUAGAACUCACUACCAGAGUUCUUUUUGUAUACGGAGCCUCUGACCAAGCGGUUCCUGCAGAAAAAUCCAAGUAUCUGUACAAAAUCUACACGCACGGUGAAGAGGAAGCCAACAACGUCAAAGCGUUCGAGCAUCCAGGAGGGCACAUGGUCCCAAAUAAAAAAGACAUCCUCAAGCCGAUUGUCGAUGAAAUUACAAGUGCUUUCAACGCACACUAA
Molecule: messenger RNA, 717 nt
Organism: Lachancea mirantina
Lineage: Eukaryota; Fungi; Ascomycota; Saccharomycetes; Saccharomycetales; Saccharomycetaceae
Source: the annotation of a GenBank genome assembly